AUGCGCCACUUUCCUUCCUUCCUUCCUUCCUUCCUUCCUUCCUUCCUUCCUUCCUUCCUUCCUUCCUUCUAUCUAUCCCUCUUUCUUUCUUUCUUCUUAACUGUCUUUCUUCUAUCUAUGUUCUCUACCUGCCCUAAUUUUCCUUCCUUCCUUCCUUCCUUCCUUCCUUCCUUCCUUCCUUCCUUCCUUCCUUCCUUCCUUCCUUCCUUCUUAACUCUCUUCCUUCUUUCUUUCCUUCUUGUCCUCAGUUUUACUUCCUCCCUCCUCCUUCUUUCCUUUCUCUUUCUAUCUAUCCCUCCUUCUUUUUCCUUCCUUCCUUCUUCUCUUUCUUCUUUGUUCACUUCCUGCCCUAAUUUUCCUUCCUUCCUUCCUUCCUUCCUUCCUUCCUUCCUUCCUUCCUUCCUUCCUUCUCUUUCCCAACAGUUAUUCUCUAUUCCUUACCUUUUCCUUUUCAUUCUCAUUUUCUAUUAUUUUUUUUUACCUUUUCUCUUUCUAUUUCUUUUUAUUCCAAUAUUUAAUUAUUUCUGCCUUUCUUUUCAUUUUUUCAUCAAUUUCUUUGCCUCUUUUAUUUUUAUGUUUAAACUUUAUCUUCUCUUCUUUGUCGAUUUCCUUUGCUUUCAUUGCUUGUAUUUUUUAACAUUACCGCCUACGCUCUUCCAUAUUCCUUCUUUCCUUCUUUCUUUCUUUCUUUCUUUCUUUCUUUCUUUCUUUCUUUCUUUUACAUUUUCUACUUUAAAUAUAUUUUUAUCAUUGUUUCUUAACUUUCUUCUUCCUACAUUUAAUAUAUUUUUUAUUCUUUUUUGUUUGCCAUUCAUUUUUCUUUCCUUUCUUCCUUCCUUCCUUCCUUGCGGUCUAUUCAUACUUCAACUCAUUUCCCUCUCCUUUUCAUUUUUUCUUCGUUUUUAUUUUAAAAUCUCCCUUGCACUUUCUCUCGUUCGUUCGUUCCUCCCUUCCUUCCUUCUUUUUCUUUCUUUUCGCCGUUUCUACAUUACCCUCCCCUUUUUCCUUUACAUUUUUCUUCCUUUCUUUUUUCUUUCUUCAAUUUUACUUCCGUUCAGCAACUUUGCUUUCUUUUCUUUUUUUUCUAUUUUAAGCUUUCAACAUUUUAAAGCCUUUCAUGUUUAUCCUUUCUUUUCAAAUCCUUCUCCCCUCUUUCUUUCGUUACGUCCGACCUGUUUCUUUCUUUAUUCAUUACUUGCUUUUCUCUUUCUUAUUAACUAUUCCUGUUUGCUUCGUUCGUUCCUUCCUUCGUUCGUUCGUUCGUUCCUUCCUUCCUUCGUUCGUUCCUUCCUUCCUUCCUUCGCUAGUAGAAGUGUGAACACUGAUAACGGUCUGGUUGACAUCCAAUUAUCUAUCUAUCUAUCUAUCUAUCUAUCUAUCUAUCUAUCUAUCUAUCUAUCUAUCUAUCUAGGAUUGGUAGUACCUAUCUAUCUAUCUGCCUUCAUUUAUUUUCAGACGUAUAUAUAUGUGAAAGAUAUAUCUAUCUAUCUAUCUAUCUAUCUAUCUAUCUAUCCGUUCAGAGAGAGAGAGAGAGAGAGAGAGAGAGAGAGAGAGAGAGAGAGAGAUCAAGUGCGCACAUUUCGCUGGUCCCUUGAUGCUCGGCGCUUGCGGGUAUCCGCGCUUUCUUUCGAUAUUCUUUCUUUCUUUCUUCCUUUCUUUCUUUCUUUUCUUUCUUUCUUUCUUUCUUUCUUUCUUUCUUUCUUUCUUUCUUUCUUUAUUUCUGCGUUAUUUUGUUUGUUUGUUUCUUUCUUUCUUUCUUUUUCUGAAGCCUAG
Molecule: messenger RNA, 1773 nt
Organism: Acanthosepion pharaonis
Lineage: Eukaryota; Metazoa; Mollusca; Cephalopoda; Sepiida; Sepiidae
Source: the annotation of a GenBank genome assembly